CCACACCUGUACAGUAGUAGGUACAGUUAGUCCUUUCCAUUAGGUACCCCCUGAGGUACGAAAGGUACCUUACGAUACCUACCUACCACCUUAGGUACCUAAGGUACCAGGUAGGUAAGGUACCUUACGUACUCUCGUACUGUACAGGUAAAACUACCCCGAGUUUUCGCUUCCUUUUUCACCCCGCCCCGCUGGUUUUCCUUCCUAGGUACUACCUUACCUACCUAUACCUACCUAAGGUACCUAACCUGGAAGGUUCCUUGUCCUGUACGGUGUACCUUACCUUUAACUUACCUUCCCCAUCAGCCUACCUACCUACCUUACCUUACCUUACCGACCGGGCUUCUGGGCCGCACUUCUCUGGGCACGAAUCCACCAAGAACCCUCUCCUUGCUUCUUUUCUGCUUCUGCUUCUGCUUCUGCUUCUGCUUCUGCUUCUGCUUCUCCUUCUCCGGGAGUAAAGUUUCUCCUCAUCGUCCCAUGAGGAAGACGACCGCAGCAAGGAGUAUUACAGGUAUUGCCGCUGUUAAGUUACUCUGGACAUCCACGCCUCCAUCAUAUUUAUGAUAUGACCGCGCAGAAUUACCUUAGCCGUCGAUGCUCUUCCACCUUCUUCUACUCUCAAGGAUAGGGCAUUACGAUCAUAGUGCCUCUGCUUUAGGGCAUACGACACGCAGAACCCUUUCAUCUUGAUACAAUUUUCAGAGUGAGUAACUACUGCAACGAACCUGCUCGUCUAGCUCAAAUUCUUUUCACCACUCCCCACCUCACAGGGCCCUCAAGGCUGCGGAUGAGCUUUGCCACCCCAAUUCCACAUUCACCGAACUUCGCCUCGCUGAAUGUUUUAUUCUCUCUUGCAAAUUCUCGUGCCUAGAUCCUCUUACCAUACAACGAACUUACGUCUAUGCAGGGCACCUGCCUUUGAUGAAAACGCGUUGGUAUACGUUGUGUCUUCGGCCAGCUGACCUGCAGCUUUGCCACCCACCUCAGCUCCCAGGACCAGCAACUCGUCACGCGCUCAAUAUUUGACAAACAAGAGUACAAAUUCACUUGUGAAUAGUGAUACAACAUCUCAGCAUUGACAGAAUGAAGUUCGGUCGCGAGUUUAGAGACGCUUUGGAAAAGGAAGGCUAUCCCGCCACGUGGGUAGAAACCGCAAUUCCCUACGGACAACUCAAGAAGCUCCUGAAGAAGAUCCAAGAGGAACUCGAAAGCCUCGGUCUGAGUUCGGCUACUCUCGCUCAGCUGCACCAAUCCAGUCCAGAUGAAGAAGACCGCAUCGGAAACGGAACAGGCGUUGCUUUUCAAUAUGACUUCGAGGGAGGAGAAAGGUUCAUUCCAAAGCUUACUUUCUUCAUCAAUAUCGAGGAUGGAACUCCUGUCGACGCGGAGUUAUCACCAGCCACGCGGCGCUACUUCGAGGCACAAGCGUCAAGACACCAUGGAAAUACAGAUCGCGGAUCAUUUGACUUGGAUGGUCAAAUAGAUAGCCUUGCGACGGAAGAAACCACAAUUGUAGAUGAACCUGAAGGUCUUCGGCGAAUAGACGUGCAACUUCGUUUCGAUGCGGAGUUUUUUGGUCUGCUCCAGGGUGAUGUUAACUCUCUUGAUAGUCUACAGGCUCAUGAGCAAAAGGUCUUGGCGGACGAAAUCCAAGCAUUAUCUAUAUCUAUCACCGAGGUUGCAAGGCCCAAGACCUCGUCAUUUCAUAAAAGUGAUCUUAACAGAUGGAGAGACCUUUUCGAUCUAUACCUACAAGCAGGUGUCUUCUUCUCCACCAACGAAUAUGAUCAUGGUAGUCGAACCAGUGCUAUGGCUGCUCAGAAGUUGCAGUGGUUCCAAACAGAGGUGGUCAAAAGAGGUAUUAUGGGCUUGUUCAAACUGAAAGCCAGUCACACUGCAUUGCAACAAUUUAUACAGAUCAAUCUUGGAAUCCUCCAGAACCUCAAAUUCCAAGAGAUCAAUCAGCGAGCCAUCACAAAGAUUUUGAAGAAGUUUGACAAGAGGACAAAUCUCGGUGCAGCGAGAACUUUCCCGAAGCUUAUUCAGACGGAUUCUGUCAUGCCCGGGUCCAUGGCAAAGGCUGUUUGCAGUCAGAUCUCUCAGGAACUUGUCCAGAUCGUUCCCCAGGUUGAAGACUUUGCUUGUCCAAUAUGCUGUGAUAUUUGCUGGCGGCCCAUCCGAAUGAAGUGUAAGCACCUUGUUUGCAUUCGCUGCACGAUUCUUCUGCAGAGGCAAAAGAAGCGGAAUUGUCCUCUUUGCCGAGAAGAUGUCAUUUUGAAAGCUGAUACAGACAGCAUCGACAGGGACCUAGAGAGAUAUCUCAGGAAGUUUUUCCCUAAAGAAGUCCUCCAAAAGCAAAUUGCCAACGAGACAGCGGACGGCAUUGAGAAAUUUGGACCCUAUUACGUCCAUCCUUCCGAAGCAAAUUGUGCUAUAAUGUAAAAGAGCUGGUUAGCUUAUUUACAAAAAAGAAGAAGCGUCAGGAAGUUGCGAAUGAUACCCCUCAAGACAGCCUUUGUAUUGUACUACGUGUUGUACAUAGCGUACACAGAAGCGUUUAUGUUUAGUCUAUCCGUGGGCAUUUGCAUGAUGAUACAAACGAUACAUGAAUCUUCGUGCAGAGAAUUUGAAGUUCGAUACUACCAGAGUCCUAAGCAGAAGAUUUAAAAUAGUCUCACUGCAACAGGAACUGUGCGCCAUAAAUAUAGAAGUUCGAGAGAAAGGCAUCAUGCAAGCUUCAAAGGCAGCCUUCUAUGUGGAUUUGACGGGAUACUUGACUGCUAAAAUCUUCUCUCUACACUGAUGCAUACAGGCCUUGAGUCCUCUAAGAUCUCCACCCUUUCGAUAUUAUCCCAAGCUUAAUGCACAAGAGACCCAACUGGUCCUAACUACGAUCUGCU
Cadophora gregata is the source of this 2903-nucleotide messenger RNA. RefSeq lists its product as uncharacterized. Bases 1087 to 2445 code for a protein of 452 amino acids. Lineage: Eukaryota; Fungi; Ascomycota; Leotiomycetes; Helotiales; Ploettnerulaceae. The transcript has 8 exons. The record is from RefSeq and is a predicted model, not a curated record.